AUGGUUAUAGAGCCCCAGGAGUGGUCAAAUGAUUUAUUGUUGGGCCACAUAUUCUUCACAGCUUCAGAAGGUUUCCACUGCAUGUUCGGCAGGGUAGAGCCCUCAGUCCAGGGCCCAAUUUGCUGCUGCGACCUGGUUGGCCCGGUCAAUCAGUCCACGCUGGUCGUCCAGGGCUGUGCUGAAAGGAGUGGCUUCACACUGACGUCGGUGGUGAUCCACGAGAUCGGCCACGCUAUCGGCUUCUACCACGAACAGUCGCGCAUGGACCGGGAUGGCAGCAUCCUCAUCCUGUGGGAGAACGUGCCGCGUGACAGGGCUUCCCAAUUCGCCCAGACCCUGGAGAACAGCCGAAAUGUACCAUACGACGUCACCUCGGUCAUGCAGUACUCACAAGCCGCGUUCAGCGCACAGCGGUUCGAGAAGAACACGAUCGUAACGCUGGACCCCCACCUGCAGCUCAGGCUCGGCGGAGACGGCGUGCUCAGCUUCCGGGACCGCAAGCUUGCCAACCUGAUGUACUCUUGUCCCGAUCUGUGUCCCAACCGACGCAGCAGGCAUUGCGAGAACGACGGCUUCCUCUUCCAGCCCAGCGGAGCGAGCGACGAGGAACCCUGCAAAUGCGUCUGCCCGCCCAACACGGCUGGAGAGCGAUGCGAGGAGCUGCGAGGAACGUACUACGGCGAUCCCGUAUGCGGAGGCAAUGUGACCACGGCCGGCGAAGUCAUCGAGACACCUGGUUUUCCCAACAGGGACGUCGACUACAAAGGUUGCACCUGGUGGAUACAGGCACCCGUAGGUCAGGUGCCACGCUUGACAUUCGAGGAGUUCAGCAUCGAGCCGCGACUGCAGCUUCCAGAAGAGCACCCGGCCAGCGCCUACAACGGACAGUGUGCCCGCGAGCGCCUGGAAGUUCGCACGAGAGACCGUUACCACGGAAAGAUGUACUGUGGCAACGAGAUCAAACCCAACGAGACGAUGACCGCGCAGACGCCUGACAUGGUGCUCAUCAUGGGAGCCAAGAGGACCAACACGGGAAAGGGAUUCAGAGCGCGCGUUGACUUCGUCGACAAGGCCUCCGGCCUGGGUGAGAUCGCGAACACUAUCGCCAACGUCAUCAGCACGGCGCAGAACUUCGUCGAAGCGCAGAUGAGCGGAAGAUAACAGUUGAAGGGACGAACCGCGAACUCGCUCGCAAAGUCAAUGUCUCUUUUAGAUACGCCUCUUAAUUUACACAAUCACAUAUUAGAUUUGAUGUAACCAAUUUCAUUUUGCUGAAAUAAAGGAAGACAUUUAUUUUGAAAGA
Molecule: messenger RNA, 1303 nt
Organism: Rhipicephalus sanguineus (brown dog tick)
Lineage: Eukaryota; Metazoa; Arthropoda; Arachnida; Ixodida; Ixodidae
Product: blastula protease 10
Exons: 9
Coding region: 1-1161 (386 amino acids)
Biological process (GO): proteolysis
Molecular function (GO): zinc ion binding; metalloendopeptidase activity
Source: RefSeq, a predicted model, not a curated record